AUGAAAAUCCUCCUCUCCGGCGCCGGAAUAACAAGCAACACGCUCGCCCACUUCCUCCCCCGCCAAGGCCACACCCUCACGAUCCUCGAACGCGCCCCGACUCUCCGAGACACAGGCCUGCAAAUCGAUCUGCGCGGCCCGGGCGUGGAAGUGAUUCGACGGAUGGGACUUGAGAGCGCACUUAAGGAGAAGACGAUUCGGGAGGAGGGGAUUCAGGUUGUUGAUAGGGUGGGGAGGAGGAGGGCUUGGUUUCCUGUUUCAUCCUCCACGGAGGGGGAUUUGUUGAGUACUUCUGGCGAUGGGGAUGGGAGGGGUGUUUGGAAUGGGAAGGGCAAGGGGAGGAAGAGGAAGAAUACUACGUUAACUACCGAGUGGGAGGUUAUGAGGGGGGAUUUGUGUCGGUUGUUGUUUGAUUCUGCUCUGAAGGGUCAAGAGCAAGGGAAGGGUAAGGUGGAGUAUCGAUUCGGGACCUCGAUUGAUGAACUCCAUGAACGGGCGGACGGGGUGGAUGUGCGGUUCUCGACGGGGGAGAAGGAAGAGUUCGAUCUGGUGAUUGGUGCAGAUGGACAGAAUUCGAAGGUGAGGGAGUUGUUGAUUGCUGAGAGGGAGCGUCAGAGAAGGUUAUUGUCUCAGGGUCAGCAGCAGCCACAACUGAAUCAGGGUCAAGGUCAAGAUCAAGAAGCAGUGCAUGGCACUGGCCAUGCACUGACAGAUCCAUUCAAGCCCCUAGGCGUGUAUGCCGGUCUCUUCACGACUUCUUGGCCUCUCCCGACUCUAUCUGACAACCCCUCUCCUUCCUCAUCAUCAUCUCAACCUCAACCUCAACCAAACCCCGACUCAAACAAACUAAUUGGAACCGCCUACCUCGCGCCCUCCAAACGAGCCAUCUUCACCCGCCGCCACCACCCACACAGAAUCCAAGUCUACCUCUUCUGCCGCACCGACAGCCCGGCCUUCGCGGCGCUGAGACAAGGUCAUAUGGAUCCAGUCGAGGAGAAAGCGCUCCUGAAGCACCAUUUCGCAGACGCGGGGUGGAAAACGGAUCGGUUGAUGAAGGCACUUGAGGAGGCGGAGGAUUUUUAUUGUGAGAGGAUUGGGUUCGUGAGUAUGGAGGGAUGGUCGACUCUUCUCCCUUCUCCUCCUGCCUCCUCUGGUUCUGGGGAGCGGGAUUUAACUGGAGAGCAUGGUGGCAGGGACACAACCAGGGCUAGCUACACAGGCGGCCGUAUUGUUCUUGUCGGCGACGCAGCGUACGCUCCCUCCGUGACGACAGGCAUGGGGACCACGGCGGGCGUGGUUGGCGCGUAUGUCCUGGCCGGGGAGAUUGGGAAGCAUUGCACUUCUCAAAUUGCAUCUGGCCCUGCUGCGUCUACCAGAGCCCAUCAUCUUCCCUCAUCAUCAUCUGGCAUCGAACCUACCAGAUAUACUCCGGAGUCUGAACCUACUUCUACCACCACGCCCCCCUCCAUCUCAACAUCCAAUAUUCAACAGGCAAUCCUCAACUACGAACACAACCUCCGUCCUUUCAUAACCUACAUCCAGAAAGACCUCUCCGAGGGAAAAAGUGCGUGGGACUCACUGCCCCAGACGAAGUUUGGGGUCGGGAUGUGGAAUGUUAUGUUGGGUGUUUGUUCGUGGUUGAGGGUGGAUACGUUUGGGGGUUGGGUGAGGGAUGAGAUUUACAAGGUGAAGGGAGAGAAGGGGGAGAGGGGGUGGGUUUUACCGGAUUAUGAGGAGGAGGGGAAUUAUCAUCGGUUAGGGAAGAGGGAGUAG
Messenger RNA from Aspergillus affinis, 1773 nucleotides. RefSeq names its product putative FAD-binding monooxygenase. The record is from RefSeq and is a predicted model, not a curated record. Gene Ontology annotation, molecular function: FAD binding. NCBI's taxonomy places the organism in Eukaryota, Fungi, Ascomycota, Eurotiomycetes, Eurotiales, Aspergillaceae. Bases 1 to 1773 code for a protein of 590 amino acids. The transcript has a single exon.